This is a messenger RNA of Sebastes umbrosus (honeycomb rockfish), 3660 nucleotides long. RefSeq names its product rano class II histocompatibility antigen, A beta chain-like. The transcript has 5 exons. Gene Ontology annotation, molecular function: MHC class II protein complex binding. Gene Ontology annotation, biological process: positive regulation of T cell activation; immune response; antigen processing and presentation of exogenous peptide antigen via MHC class II. Bases 4 to 795 code for a protein of 263 amino acids. The record is from RefSeq and is a predicted model, not a curated record. Lineage: Eukaryota; Metazoa; Chordata; Actinopteri; Perciformes; Sebastidae. Gene Ontology annotation, cellular component: MHC class II protein complex; membrane.
CUCAUGUUCUCAGAGCAAAAUCAAUUCCUUUCAAUGUGUCUUUUGUCAUAUGUCAACAUGCAUAUUCACAGCUUCUUUUCACUGCUGUUUCUGCUCCUGUUGUUUUCAAGAGCAGAUGCUCUCUUUGGUUAUGGUUUGAUUUGCUGCCAGUUUACUUCCCCUGAUGACCUUGUUUAUGUGGAGCAAAUCUACUAUAAUAAGGUGCUUCUGAUCGAGUAUAACAGCACUGAGGGGAAAUAUACCGGCUACACGGAGAAAGCUAAAGAGCUUGCAGAUGGCCUCAACAAAAGCCCUGCUAUGAAGAGAAAAGAAAAAAAGAAUGAAGAGAAAUACAGAAGCCACGUCCCAUUGGUGCUAGCUCUCCUUUCAAAAACAGUUGAGCCCUCCGUCAGGGUGAGAUCAGUUGAGGCAGCGAGCAGCAAACAUCCAGGCAUGCUCGUCUGCAGUGUGUACGGCUUUUAUCCCAAACAAAUCAGAGUGGCUUGGCUGAGGAACGGAAAGGAGGUGACAUCUGAGGUGACUUCCACUGAGGAACUGCCCAAUGGGAAUUGGCUCUACCAGAUGCACUCCUAUCUUGAGUUUACACCCAGACCCGGAGAGACAAUCACCUGUAAAGUGGAGCAUGCCAGCCUCUUGGAGCCUGGGCUUUAUGACUGGGACCCGGCAUUUGAGUCACAGAGGAAUAAGAUCGCAGUCGGGACAGCAGGGCUGCUGCUGGGUCUGGUGUUUUUAGUUGCUGGGCUGAUUUACUACAAGAAGAACACUGCUGGCCGAGUAUUGGUGCCAACAAGUUAAGGCCAAGCCAAAAUGUAAAAUGACCUGACUGUGGAAUCAUGUCACCAAAAUGGCAGAGGACCGAAUAAAUAAGGUUUUUAUGUGGCGCUGCACUCAAUUCUUGAGGAUCGAGGUUGAUGUGCUGUAUAUCGUAUCUACAGGAAUAAUUAAUGUUGCAAUAGUUAAUAUAUUAAAAGUAAGCUUUUAUUGAAGUUUGAGGAAAAUUGUUUAUUAGUAUUAGUAUUUUCUUACUUAGAAUGAUAAAUGAUUCAAUUGCAAGAAAAACGCUUCCACAGUCCCUCUAUGAGGCAAACAUAUGUCUGUUAUUGAAAAAGGGAAAAGAUCCCAUGGAUCCUGCUAAUUACCGGCCCAUUUCUUUGCUCAAUCUUGAUCAUAACAUUUUAACAAAAGUGUUGGCCACCAGAUUAAAUAAACAUAUAGCAACAAUUAUCCACCUAGAUCAAAUGGGCUUUAUCCCAGGCAGGCUUUCCUUUUUCAAUGUGCGUCGCGUGUUAAACAUAUUGUAUUCUGACUUAGGUAAGAACAAUCAAGCAGCCGUCCUGACAUUGGACGCCCAUAAAGCUUUUGACUCUAUCGAAUGGCCUUACUUAUUUGAAACUUUGAAGAGGUUUGGAUUUGGGAAAACUUUUGUGGACUGGAUUGAAAUGAUUUAUUGCUCUCCUAAAUCCUCCGUCUUAACAAAUGAUACCACCUCAGUGCCAUUUAGUUUACAUCGGGGUGUGAGACAGGGAGAUUGCUUGUCCCCUUUGUUAUUUAAUAUAGCAUUAGAACCUUUGGCAAUUGGGAUACGAAAUCACCCACAUAUAAAGGGUAUUCCAGCUGGUACAGCAGAAUGUCUUGUUACACUUUACGCCGAUGAUUUACUUGUUACCUUAAUGAAUCCUGAAGUGGGUGUUCCUUAUCUUUUACAAUAUAUUGAAACAUUCAGUAAAAUUUCUGGUUACACAAUAAACUGGGGUAAAAGUGAACUCAUGUUUACUGGUGAAAAUACAAUUUUACAAGAUUGCCCCUUUAAGAUUGUUCAGAACUAUAUUAUAUCACAUAUUUAGGACUUAAAAUCUCAAAAAAUCCUAAACUUUUGCUCAAAUUAAAUCUGUUAGAAGGUAUUGAUAAAUUAAAACGCAGCAUAGAAUACUGGAGGACUCUGCCCCUAUCUAUGAUUGGCAGAGUAAAUGCCAUUAAGAGGGUAUCUCUACCAAGAUUUUUAUAUCUCUUUCAAAAUUUGCCGAUAUGGAUCUCAGCUGAUUUUUUUAAGAAGCUAGACACAAUUAUUUUAGAUUUUAUCUGGGGUUAUAAAAAACACAGACUAUCUAAAAAACAUCUAUUCAGGCCCACUUUGGAUGGUGGUCUAGGUCUUCCAGUAUUUAAAGACUACUACUGGGCAGCCAAUGCUAGGGCACUGGCAUACUGGCAAUGGGGCUCUCCAGACCACGAAUCACUCAAUUCUGCCCCCCUCUGGUUAAAACUGGAGCUUAUGUCUUUAAUAAAACCAUAUUCCUCAUUAUCCUCCUUACUCUACACUAAUCUUGUAUCUGCUAUUAAAUCAGUAAGUCAUAGUUUUGUUGUCAGAAAUUCACUGAAAAUUCUUAAUCAAAUUAAACAUAUCUACAAAGUCCCUAGUAUUUCGAUAUAUACACCAUUUUGCCACAACCAUGCCUUUACCCCAGCAUUACUGGACAAUACAUUUGCUUUAUGGUGUGUAAAAGGGCUGAAGUGCAUAAUGGACUUUUAUUUAGACAACAAGUUUGCAUCUUUCGGUCAAUUAAGCUCAAAGUAUAAUUUACCACACUCCAAUUUUUUUCCGUUAUAUGCAACUUAGGCACUUUGUGAGGAAAAAUAUUCAAAAUUUUGAAUCUACUUGCGAGAGAAACGCUUUUCUAGAAUUGCUUUCUCUUUCACCAGAGAGUAAGAAGCUUAUCUCCAAAUUUGUGAAUUAUUUCUCCAAAGAUUCUGAAUCUGCUAACUGUAUUAAGAAGGCUUGGGAAAGGGAAAUUAAUGAUGUGUUGCCUGAUAAACUAUGGAAGACUGCACUCUCCCGUAUUCAUAGUUGUUCAAUAAAUAACAGGCAUAGGUUAAUUCAGUUCAAAGUGAUUCACCGUUUUCAUUAUUCUAAAGUCAUGUUACAUAAAUUUUACCCCUCUGUGUCUCCAAUUUGUGAUGAAUGUAAUUCAAAUGAUGGUACAUUGCUGCAUUUAUUUUGGGACUGUCCAUUAAUUUAUCAGUUUUGGUCAAGAAUCUUCUUCUUUUUUUCUGGGGUUUAUCAAAGGACUCUCUCUCCUGACAGAGACAUGGCUCUUUUUGGAUCCUCAGUGGACUCCUCAACUCUGCCUUUACAUAUUCAAACAGCUGUACUGAUGGGCAUGGUAUUAGCAAAAAAACGUAUUCUCAAAGACUGGAAGACAACAACUCCACCGUGCUUCAGAAACUGGUUGCAUGAAUUGGUCUCAGUUAUCCACAUGGAGAAAUUGAGAGCCAAUAAUUUAAAAUGUCAACAUAAAUGGGAAGAAUCUUGGGGCCCCUUUUUGCAAUAUUUGGACUCAGUUUGACAAUAUUUGUAUUCAUAUAUUGAUUGUUUUGUUUUUCCUUUUCUCUGUUCUGUUGUUGAAUACUCCCACUAUGGACGGCUUGCAUUUAACUAUCACAUGGAUGAUAUUGUAUGUAACAAUAUGUAUGUUUUGUCCUUGACAUGCAGUUUAGAUAAUUCUUUCUUAGGUAUUUGUAUUACUCCUCCCCGGGUGUAAAAGUGUGUGGGUGUGUGUGUGAGUGUGCGAGUGCAGGUGCGUGAACUUUCGGGUUUGGUUGUGGGUUUUGAUUUUUGUUUGAUGUAUGGGUUGUCGUUAAAAUUUGUCAAUAAAAAUAAUAAAU